AUGCCGCCUAUUGUCGUAGAUAGCAAAACCACCAAUCAUAAUACUCUAAUCAACGAUCUAAAAGGGCUAAUAAAAGGGGAAUUUAGAUUGAAACACACCAACUAUACCACCAUCAUAUUCGUAGAAAAUAAAGAAGACCACGCAAGCGUACUAGCUAACAUUAAAAAUGAAAAAAUAGCGUAUCAUACAUACACAGCCAGAGAGAAUAAAACCCAUGCUUUUGUGCUGAGAGGGCUAGCAGAGGGUACAAAACUGUCAGAUAUAGAAGAGAACCUGGAGGACGAACACGAUAUAAAAAUAAAGGCAAUAUAUCAAAUGAGAACCAAGGAGCGUCCCCUGUUCCUGGUAAUUAUGGAUCUAGUAAUGACACUGGACUACUUCAACAAAAACAUAAGAAGAGUUUUAUAUACAAGAGUUCAAUGGGAACUAAGAAAAUCCACUAAACCUAUUAUCCAGUGUCAUAAUUGCCAGCAAUGGGGACACGCAACAGCCAAUUGCGAUUUCGAACACAGCGCUAUUAAGAACGAGAUUAUAAAGAAACCCAAACUAGGUCAUUACACUGGUCACAGACAGUUGACCCAGACGAAUAUGGUUAACCACAUUCAGACCUCGCUCGUGAAAGGUUGUUUUUAUUUAUUAAAAAACAUGUGA
Molecule: messenger RNA, 651 nt
Organism: Psylliodes chrysocephalus
Lineage: Eukaryota; Metazoa; Arthropoda; Insecta; Coleoptera; Chrysomelidae
Source: the annotation of a GenBank genome assembly